This is a messenger RNA of Centropristis striata (black sea bass), 3567 nucleotides long. RefSeq names its product BTB/POZ domain-containing protein kctd15. The record is from RefSeq and is a predicted model, not a curated record. NCBI's taxonomy places the organism in Eukaryota, Metazoa, Chordata, Actinopteri, Perciformes, Serranidae. The transcript has 5 exons. Gene Ontology annotation, molecular function: protein binding. Bases 711 to 1505 code for a protein of 264 amino acids. Gene Ontology annotation, biological process: protein homooligomerization.
AAUCACCGCAUGAAAGAUAUUGGUUCAAGGAUAUCUCUUCAUUUUCAACAUAUUUUUCUACUGGGACUUUAUCAACAAGUUACUGCGCCUUUAUUGCAUGUUGUCUGAGUGAAGGAUUAUGGCAGCUCGCCUGGCUUUAAACUUUACAUUCAGGCUGGAGAUGGGGAUGUAUGCCUACUAGCUGGAAGUGCCUGGGGAACUAUUACAUCAGACGAAAUGACAAUGAUUAAAAUCUGCUUUUUGCUGCUCUAAAUCUAUUGAGCGACAGUUGCCUGUUAGGUUUCUACCCCCCCUCUAAAUCACAACUUCACACCGUUAAGGGGAACGGUCUACUUUAGCCGGGGAAAAAAUUAGAUAAGUUAUUAUAUCUGUGCAGUCAUAAUUUGUGGAAUAGGGGGGUAUCACGUUUUCUUCCUUGAGAAAAUUGCCUGGGCGAGAGAGUGGAGUUGAGCUAAUUGUAGCCUAAUCCCUGGCCCAGAGGCGCUCGGGCUGCCCGGAGCAAGAAUUUUCUUUUUUAGCUCUGCUCUGUUAUUUAGAGACGGAUUAUUGGCUUUCUUCUUCUCAUAACAAACCACAGGGGCAGUUUCAUUUGGGCAACACAAAAAAAGCAGACAACAAGCAGAAAUACGAAGCAAGGAUUCCAACAAGAGCGCACAUUUUUUACGCGUAUCCAAAUAAGAGCUGAGAAGGGGAAGGAGAUCAUCUCAUCUAUGUACAAGGAGGGAAGAAGCAUGUCACGGCUGUCUCUGACCCGGUCCCCGGUCUCUCCUCUGGCCGCUCAGGGGAUCCCUCUGCCGGCUCAGCUGACCAAGUCAAACGCCCCGGUGCAUAUCGAUGUCGGGGGACACAUGUACACCAGCAGCCUGGCAACCCUCACCAAGUACCCAGACUCUAGAAUCAGUCGUCUGUUCAAUGGCACCGAGCCCAUCGUGUUGGACAGCUUGAAGCAGCACUACUUCAUAGAUCGGGAUGGCGAGAUAUUCCGCUACAUUCUCAGUUUCCUCAGGACCAGCAAAUUGCUCCUUCCAGAUGACUUCAAGGACUUCCACCUGCUGUACGAGGAGGCGCGCUAUUACCAGCUGACGCCCAUGAUCAAGGAGCUGGAGCGCUGGAAGCAGGAGCGCGAGCAACGGCGGAUGGCACAGCCCUGCGACUGCCUGGUGGUCCGCGUCACACCCGACCUGGGCGAGAGGAUUGCCCUGAGUGGUGAGAAGGUCCUCAUCGAGGAGAUCUUCCCUGAGACCGGUGAUGUUAUGUGCAACUCAGUCAACGCUGGCUGGAACCAGGACCCAACACAUGUCAUCCGCUUUCCCCUCAAUGGCUACUGCAGGCUCAACUCCGUCCAGGUUCUGGAGCGUCUUUUCCAGAAAGGUUUCAGCGUGGCAGCGUCUUGCGGAGGUGGUGUGGACUCAUCCCAGUUCAGCGAGUAUGUGUUGUGUCGUGAGGACCGGCGGAGUCUCUCCCUCAACACGCCCAUCAGGAUAAAACAGGAACCCCUGGACUAGAGCAUUCUGGGAGAGGGACUGCCAACCCUACCGAUACUCCUUCCAUCUUCUCACACCACCCCACCCUGCCUCCCCCUGCCCCCCUCCUGCCCUAACAGGACCACAGACACUCCCAACAUACCUAAAUAUUAGCAGAGGCUUGUUAACCUCGCUAGCUCUGCAGAACUCUAAGGGGAAUGUAGUACCAAACAAAGGAAAAAAAGCAUCAGCAGCAAAAGUUUUUGAUUAUGUUAAAUAACACCCAAAGAAUCGGGGACUGUGAUAAAAACAAUGACAAAUGGACUUGACAGCAGCUCACUUGAACCAUUUUAGCACCAUGACUGGUUGAUUUUUCCGUUCUUAUCUUAUUAAAAAGGUGUCCUGACCCUUUUGGAAUGACACAACUGCCCCCUCCUUCAAUCCCAAGGCUUUCCACUUCCCAACACACACACACACACACACACACACACACACACACACACACACACACACACACACACACAGACACACACACAGACACACACACACACACACACACACAGACACACACACCACCCUUCUACCCCUUUUUCAGUGGUGUUUCUUCUGUUCUGUUCCUGUAUGAGGCCCAUAUCUGGCUUGCUGUGGGACAAGAAAGCUUUGGCAGACAGGACGCUGUUGAGGACGACAGGAAGAGGACAUAAUCCCAUCUCGCAAGCCCCCCAAAAGGCCCCAAUUCCCCAAGACCCUGUGACCUUCCAAACCCAUCCCACCUCACCCCACAGGCCUUGCUACUGACGGCGGUGGCCUCGCUGAAAACAGCAUCAUUUGCCAAACUGAUUGUUUAUUACAAUUUUCAUUGUUGUUUCUAAAGUAUGUUCUUCUUGCUCCUUUUGCUGUUCUUAUCAUGACAUGGUGUAAACAAUUAUUAUUAAUAGGAUUAUUUUUAAUGUCUCUUUUUUCCUUUCUCCAAUAUGAAGGAUGUAUGAACGUUGUAUUCAUUAGGCUUUGAGAGCUUGUGAGGGAGCGUUUCUUGGCAGUAGCUGCAGAAACUCAGAUGUCUGCAGGCUAUGUGGCUAAAGCGAUCUGGCUGGCAAUGCAUUCAGAGCCGGAAAAAGUCCCAUUGUUCAAACGGGGAUAGAAGAGAACCUGGAUCUUUCAAAAUUGUUUAUAGUCAAAUGUGUAGCACACAUAAAAAAGUGCUCUGGAAUUUCUGCUUAUUAGCUCUAAAAACAUAUCUUGGGUCUCUAUGAUCAGAUUCUCUCUCAUGGGCAAAAACCUUUGCUCAUUUUUAGCAGAAGUUUAAGAAAGUCAGUGAAUUUGAAAUUCAGGUUUAACUUGCACAAGCUCUAAGUGUAAUGCAGUUUUAUUGAGUUAGAAUGUUAAAGACUUGAGGACCAACGUGGACGUUUACCAGUAUGUCUUGUGAUCAGCAAGAGAUGUACUCUAAAUGCUUAAUGUUUCUUUGCACUUAAACAUUUCCUACAGAGCCGCCCUGUCCUGUUCCAAACCAAACACUUGUUUGAACCCAGUGACCAGUGCCAAGUCAAGCUGUUUAAUUUCUCCAGAGACCAGAAUACGAAAACGUUUCAAACUAGAAGGGCACUCGGAGAGCCCAGACCUCCGCCAAGGAUUUCCAUGUUAUCAGCCGCAUACAUAUUGGUCAGAGGGUUCCUGCUACACCUACUAUAUGUCCAGAAGGUCUUGUUCAGCUCAUUAAAGUUUUGUAAGUAGUUUUGUAAGGUUUAACUUUCAUUAGGCUUAUGCGCCAAAACUAUGUGAUUAUGUAGUGUGUAGCAAAAAAGAAAACACAUGGUUAGGUUCAGGGGAGAAAUACACUACGUGGUUAGGUUUAUUAAAAAGAUUGGUUGAUUUGGACUAAAUACCUUACAUUACUGAACAUAUGUAUGCCGGGACAAUGACUUCAAUGGAGCAGGCCCCUUCUAACCUUCUAUGCCUAUGGGGCUGAUAACCACUAAUAACGGGCAUUCAAUCACAUGAUAAGGUCCAACGAGCAAAAGUUACAGCAGAACAAGUAGUGUAGGUACCAAAAAGACAAGGUGCCUAUUUUGAUGAUUGUACAAGGCAUCACCUCUUUUUACAG